AGGUCUCGUCUCGUCCCGUCCGGUCCGGUCUCCUCCCUCCCUUCCUCCCUCCUUCCUUCUCUCUCUCUCUCUCUCUCUCUCUCGCCGUCCAACCGUACGGACUCUCGGUUUUGCCGCGAAACGGAACGGAGCGGACCCGGUCCCUCGCCGUCGCCGGUGCGAGAGAAUGCCUCCCCCACGCGCCGCCACCCCCGACGUCGCCGGCGACGAGAGCUCCGGCGCCGACGCCGGCGCCGGGGAGAUCAUGCUGUUCGGGGUGCGGGUGGUCGUGGACUCGAUGAGGAAGUGCGUGAGCCUGAACAACCUGUCUCAGUACCAGCACCCGCAGGACGCGAAUCCGCCCAACGCCAGCGGCGGGAGCGGCGGCAACAAGGAAGAGGCCGCCAAAGGCUACGCAUCGGCCGACGACGCCGCGCACAACCCCGGCGGUGGCCGCGAGCGCAAGAGAGGAGUUCCUUGGACAGAGGAGGAGCACAGGCUGUUCUUGUUGGGAUUACAGAAGGUGGGGAAAGGAGAUUGGAGAGCGAUAUCCAGGAACUUUGUGAAGACCCGCACGCCCACUCAGGUCGCGAGCCAUGCCCAGAAAUAUUUCCUGCGCCGAAGCAACCUCAAUCGCCGGCGCCGUCGGUCCAGCCUCUUCGAUAUAACCACCGAUUCUGUGACUGCGAGUAUGAUGGAGACUGAACAUGUUCCUCAUCAAGAUAAUACAUAUCAGAUGAAUCCCUUGCCUCGGCAUCCGCUUUUGCAAGAUACUUGCAACCCGAAUGGCUAUGUUGCAAUGGCCCCUUUCGUGAUGCCGAUUGGACCAGCAGCGUUUCCAAUUCCUGUUCAGAAUCAGGUCCCAAAUCUAACUCUAAUGCAAGGGGGCGGGCUCAGUGAUUCAAAGUCGAAGCUCGUCCAGCCGACACCUCUUGUCCCAAUCCCUCACGCUCCGCUUACCUCCGAUCAAAGUGCAAAUUCGAAGUCAACAAUGGAGCCUCUGUCUCUAUCCCUCAAUCUCUCCCUGCCUUCAGAUCAAGGAGAUUCCCCUUCAAGUCGUACAUCCUUCCAGGCGAUGUCUGGCUUCCGCGGUGGGGAGAGCAUAAUCAGUGUGGCUUGAGAAUCUUUUUAUCUUGAUAGAAAACAAGACAAGGAAGGGGGGACAAGGAAGGGGGUUCAUGUUUAGAUCAUUAUCCGGGUAAAGAUAAGAUAAAGGGGUGUAUGGGCGACUGAAUUUGAUUUGCCAAAUUGUUGUACAGAGCAUGGGGCGACAAAGUAGAACAUUGCCAUGUGCUUUUUCUUUCUAUUUAAUGCUCUAUCUCCAUCAGGUAUCUGUUAAGUUUGUCGGCUUACAUGUGACUGGAAAAAAUAACAUCAUCGAUCUUUGGCU
Messenger RNA from Eucalyptus grandis, 1369 nucleotides. RefSeq names its product transcription factor MYB1R1. Bases 167 to 1099 code for a protein of 310 amino acids. The transcript is spliced from 3 exons. Gene Ontology annotation, biological process: response to gibberellin; response to auxin; response to ethylene. The record is from RefSeq and is a predicted model, not a curated record. Gene Ontology annotation, molecular function: DNA binding. Lineage: Eukaryota; Viridiplantae; Streptophyta; Magnoliopsida; Myrtales; Myrtaceae.